Microcebus murinus (gray mouse lemur) is the source of this 3033-nucleotide messenger RNA. The record is from RefSeq and is a predicted model, not a curated record. Lineage: Eukaryota; Metazoa; Chordata; Mammalia; Primates; Cheirogaleidae.
GUCACUGGGAGAGACUCUGCAGAGCCUUUCGCCACCACCGCUUUUUCUCUUUUUGGCUCCUUGAGUUAGUCGAGUUACUUGCGAUCGUCGAGGCCGGGGUGCGAACGGAGGGACUCUCUCCACGCCGCCCGGGUCCCUCUACCUCAUCCGUAGGUGUAGCCCUGAUGGUGCGGCAGGCUCUGGACUUCUAAGACUGGAGCGAAUUUAAGAAGAUUUUAUUCAUGUGCAUAGCAUAGAAGAUGAAUUCUUCCUCCUCCACCAUGAGCGAAGAACCCGAUGCUCUAUCGGUAGUUAACCAGCUACGGGAUCUAGCAGCAGAUCCAUUAAAUAGAAGAGCCAUCGUCCAGGAUCAGGGAUGUCUGCCUGGCCUGAUUUUAUUUAUGGACCAUCCUAACCCUCCUGUCGUCCACUCAGCUUUGCUUGCUCUUCGAUACUUGGCAGAAUGCCGUGCGAACAGAGAAAAGAUGAAAGGAGAACUGGGUAUGAUGUUGAGCUUGCAAAAUGUUAUACAGAAGACUACAACUCCAGGAGAAACAAAACUUCUGGCCUCUGAAAUCUAUGAUAUUCUUCAGUCCUCCAGUAUGGCAGAUGGUGAUAGUUUCAAUGAAAUGAAUUCACGUCGAAGGAAAGCUCAGUUUUUUCUAGGAACUACAAAUAAACGUGCCAAAACAGUGGUUUUGCAUAUAGAUGGUCUUGAUGACACGUCUCGGAGAAACCUGUGCGAGGAGGCUUUGUUAAAAAUUAAAGGUGUUAUUAGCUUUACUUUUCAAAUGGCUGUUCAAAGAUGUGUGGUACGAAUCCGUUCAGAUUUGAAAGCAGAGGCUUUGGCGUCAGCUAUAGCAUCAACCAAGGUUAUGAAAGCUCAGCAAGUCGUGAAAAGUGAAAGUGGAGAAGAGAUGUUGGUCCCAUUCCAAGAUACUCCUGUGGAAGUAGAACAGAACACAGAGCUGCCUGACUACCUGCCUGAGGAUGAGAGUCCCUCAAAGGAGCAGGACAAAGCAGUGUCCCGUGUCGGCUCACACCCAGAGGGUGGAGCUAGCUGGCUGAGCACAGCUGCAAACUUUUUAUCCAGAUCAUUCUACUGGUGACUUCAAUUUGGGGUUCAAGGACUGUGUGAAACAACAAGGGGCCAGUUUUCCAUUGUUGUGGUGAACUGUCAAGUGCAAUUUGCAAUAAGUUAUCAUGAAAAGUUUUUAGAUUACAUGAUUGCGUAUGCUGCAUUUUACAUCUUAUUGGACAUUUUACCCCCACUGAGUGGUAAAAAGGACAGAGGCUACAGGUGGAAUUGCUUUGUUUAUGAAGGUAUUUUGGUUUUGUUUUCCUUUGUUUAAUUGCCUCACUUUUUAAAAAACAUGGGUCCACUGUUAAAACCAAACAUGUAUGUGCAGCUUUACAUUUAUUUUACAUGAAGCACGUGAUUAGGAAAAUUUGUUUUCUCCUCAGGCCUCAGGACCUAUCUGAAGAGUUUUUUAAUAGCUCAAGUUGUGCAUGAAUUACUGAACAUUUUUCUCUGCUUUUCUUCAUGAAAGAUACAUGCUUUGUUAUCUUCACUGAAAGUUGAAAACCUUUCUCAUUACCUCUCUUUUGUGCCUUUUUUAUUUUGCCAACCAUGUUUAUAGAAAGGAUAUUACUAAUGACAUGUUGCAAAUUAAAAUAUAUUCAUUUGAACAUAGUAGUCCUCUAAAAAUACAACUCUACAAAAACCUUGCAGUCUCGUUUUUUUAUAAUUUUAAUAAGAUUAACACAAAAUCAGUUGAGAAGAAGGGAACAUGUAUAUUAGCAUAGUGAUUGUGGAAAGUAUUUGAAUGUGACCAAAUGUGGUUCUAGCUGGCUACUAUUCACUUUGGUUUAUAUCAGCUCCUGAGAGUUAAUUCCACCAUGAUAUUGCAAGCAACUGUCAAUGGUCUCUAGGCCUUACUUUGUGAGUACACCCUAUCUUCUGCUAGAAAAAAAUAACAGUGGUAAAGAACUGACAAACUUGAAAAAAGGAAAGAAAAAUUGAAUGCCUAUAAUGCCAUAGUGCCACUUUGGAAGAGUCUAACUUUAAAACAUGAAUUGCUUGGCAAAAGCCUGUUCAGUAGGUGUUUCUUCGUAUUGCCUUUUAUGAAUUUAUUAUUAAAAUGCUGCAGUCACAUUGAAUGAAAAAAGACCCAAAUUAUUGCUUAUAAAGAAUAAAGCCAGCAUUGGUCACUUAAUCUUGUUUCUCAUGUCCAGCCAGAAAAAAAGAACUUCAGUGAAGGUAAGAUUAAAUAAGUAUAUUUACACACACAUAUAUAUGGGUUUUUUUGGUAGAUAAGAGCUAAUUACAUGUAUGUAAUGCUUUAUUAAAUUUCUGAAAUAUUUGGUAACUAAAAUUUUCUUUUUGGAAAUUCAACUAUAUGCAGAUACAUUUUAAUGACUAAAAACUAAUAGGAAAAAAUGGAAAAUCCUUUUUCAUCAAUGUGUAGAGCUGCCAUUUUACUACUUGGAGAAUGUGAAGUGAAAAUUGGACCCUAAAAGUUUUCCUUGCUUUUUUAUCAAUUCUCUUUUAGAGAAAAUUAAAAGCAUCCAUUGUCAAUGGAGAAACUAAUUGUACAUUACCAUCACUAACACUGCAACCUUCUGGAGGGGGAGUUAUUGAGGGUAUUGAGGAUGAUAUUGUUUCAUGUGUCUGGUCUCCGAUUCAAGUGACACGCACAAACUGAAAAUAUAAGCUUUCAGGGCACAUAUUGCUCUAAAUGCAUAUGCCAGGACCAGAUGUGUUGAAGAAAGAAAAAACCACCUCCUUUCCAUAGCCAUUAAAGCAUAGUUUACCGUUUUAAGUUUGUAUUUUAUUUUACAUUGCCACACAUCUGCUUAUAUAAAAAAACUACAUCCUUUUGUCAGUAAUGGUUCAGUACAAGUAGGUAUUACAGCUUGACAUUUGUGUGUUCUAAUUCUAAGUGUUCUUUUAUUCCAGGUCAUAAUAGAGCAGUUAAGGCAACUGUAACAGCAUUUUUGGAAAUAUAUUGUAAAAUAAUAAAAGGUAACAUAAUUAAAAUUAGAUGGAUAUUA